AUGCGGGCCAAUGAAAUCAACAUAGAGAAUGGUCAAGACAAUCACACCGUGGAAGCUGUCGAAUCUUCUGUAGAAGGUCUCCCAACCACCGUACGCUGGUACAUCGACAGCCGUAAUUGGGAGGCCAAUGGCAUGAACCUGCCCUUUCUCGAAUUUCUUCGUCCAAAUGAGCAGACAGCUGUGACAAGGUAUUACCAUGCUUCCGACAAGCGCAUGUCCUUAGCCUCCCAUCUACUCAAAUAUCUGUAUAUCCAUCAUGCCUGUGGUGUACCAUGGAGAGAUAUUGUACUCAGCCGCACAGCAAUGCCCGAAAACCGACCAUAUUACGCCUCUCUCUCAGAGACCCGAGUGGAGUUCAAUGUUACACACCAAGCCGGAAUGACUGUUUUGGCAGGCACUAUUGAACCAGAUGUUGAGCAAAUCCAGAAAAAUAUUGUUGAAGGCGCCUUUCCUCCCCAGCCACGUCUGGGCAUUGACGUGACCUGCGUGAGGGAAAGCGGGCGCCGAACCGUGAAUACCAUGAAAGCGUACCAGGAGCAUGUAUCCAUAUUUGUUGAAGUCUUCUCGGAGCGUGAAAUUGAAACAAUGAAAAAUCCAGCUGCGGCACUUCGUCUAGCCCAGAGCCUCGGCUUUGCAACCGCGUUCACCGAUCCCAACGACGAGGAUAGCAUUAUUCGUUUCGGGAUGCGUCUCUUUUACUCAUACUGGGCACUCAAAGAAGCAUACUUGAAAAUGACUGGCGAUGCUCUUCUAGCGCCAUGGCUGCGUACCCUCGAAUUCUCGAACGUCAUUCCUCCGGAUCCUGUCGAGCCUUUACAUGCUCCAACUCCAUACGUCUUAUCUCAGGAUCGCAAGUAUAUUCCUCAAUCGCCGAAGAACUGGGGACCACCUUUUGCGGGUGUUCAAGUCAGCAAGGCUGGUCAAGUACUUGGUGAUGUUCGCCUUCAGCUCACUGCAUUCGAGUCGGAUUACAUUGUUGCGGCCGCUGGUCGCGGGCUACCUGUCGGUCCGUUCCCAAGUCUGACUUUCAAUGAGGGAGGUCAUCAUCUUCCUGCGGAGAUUAGCGUUCGUUCCGGAGACCAUGAGGAGAAAUGCCGUAUCCCUAUCAAUACCAAGAAGGUCGUUGGAGAUAUGGAUCCAUGGAACAUCCCGCUCCCGAUCAGGGAUCCAUGGCUUCCAAUGCAAGAGAUUGAUCUUAAUCUUGAUAUUCGGGCUUGUGCUGAGGGGACCUGUGUCCAUUCUGAGAAGAACAGAGGUGUUCUUUCAGGCGUUGAGAUUCGUGAUUCAGCUUAG
Molecule: messenger RNA, 1293 nt
Organism: Penicillium malachiteum
Lineage: Eukaryota; Fungi; Ascomycota; Eurotiomycetes; Eurotiales; Aspergillaceae
Product: 4'-phosphopantetheinyl transferase family protein
Exons: 1
Coding region: 1-1293 (430 amino acids)
Cellular component (GO): cytosol
Molecular function (GO): holo-[acyl-carrier-protein] synthase activity; magnesium ion binding
Source: RefSeq, a predicted model, not a curated record